GGGGGGGGGGGAAGAGAGAGACAAGGGGAUGGCCCCAGAAGACGGGAGGACAAACUGGGCAAAGAAUGUGGUAUAUCCUGUCCAAGCUGCGGCACAUGAGAAGGGGAAUAGGUCUUCUUUUCCUGUUGGGUACUUGGAUGCGUUGCCGUCGUGUUGGUUGGUGGCCGCGCUCCUGCUUGUGGGCAGCAAGCAGCAUUCCCGUCGCCUUCACCCACGCUCCAAGUAGACGAGAUGGCGAAACAAGACGCCAGGCAUGGCUUUUGGAGACUGAUGGCCGUCCGGCAGAGGCCCCGCCUGUCAUGUACAUGAUUAUGCACAUGCCACUGCUUUCAGAUGGGGAUUUGGCGUGUGCGAGGGAUUCAGUUUUGGGAAUUUGACUCCAUGCUGUGAUAGUUAGAGGGUUGAAAUAUCGUCGAGCAGCCCCUGUGCCUGGAUACUAUCACCCAGGCAGAGCAAUAGUCAACACUAACAAGCCGGUACUCUUUGUGCAACCACG
Microdochium trichocladiopsis is the source of this 496-nucleotide messenger RNA. RefSeq lists its product as uncharacterized. The record is from RefSeq and is a predicted model, not a curated record. The transcript has a single exon. NCBI's taxonomy places the organism in Eukaryota, Fungi, Ascomycota, Sordariomycetes, Xylariales, Microdochiaceae. The coding region runs from base 66 to 377 and encodes 103 amino acids.